Molecule: messenger RNA, 1260 nt
Organism: Stylophora pistillata
Lineage: Eukaryota; Metazoa; Cnidaria; Anthozoa; Scleractinia; Pocilloporidae
Product: ras-related protein Rab-7a
Biological process (GO): phagosome-lysosome fusion; endosome to lysosome transport
Cellular component (GO): phagocytic vesicle; lysosome; late endosome
Molecular function (GO): GTP binding; GTPase activity
Source: RefSeq, a predicted model, not a curated record
UCGAUUGUCUUAAAGUCACGAGACCUGUGUUUCAGGGUUCCGCCAUAUUACGUUAGAGUUAGUGUGUCGCAACGAGCGUUUCGUUAGUUUGUUUCUUCAAACCCGGUUUGGCCAUUAGAUACCAUGGCGUCAAGAAAGAAGGUCCUUUUGAAAGUCAUUAUCUUGGGUGAUAGUGGGGUUGGCAAGACAUCACUCAUGAACCAAUAUGUCAACAAAAAAUUUAGUAAUCAAUACAAGGCAACAAUUGGGGCUGACUUCCUCACAAAGGAAGUUAUGGUGGAUGACAGACUAGUUACAAUGCAGAUAUGGGACACAGCUGGUCAAGAGAGAUUUCAAAGCUUGGGAGUGGCAUUUUAUCGCGGUGCAGACUGUUGUGUGCUGGUCUUUGAUGUCACACAACCAACUACAUUCAAGACACUAGACAGCUGGAGAGAUGAGUUCCUCAUCCAAGCUAGCCCACGUGAUCCUGAAAACUUUCCUUUUGUUGUCUUAGGAAACAAAAUUGACUUGGAAAACAGAGUGGUCAUGGCCAAACGAGCACAAGCGUGGUGCCAUUCAAAGAAUGACAUUCCAUACUUUGAAACCAGCGCAAAAGAGGCCAUCAAUGUGGAGCAAGCUUUUCAGACCAUUGCCAAAAAUGCUCUCGCUCAGGAGACAGAGGUUGAGUUAUACAAUGAUUUCCCAGACCAAAUAAGACUUUCAAAUGACAACAAAGCUAAAUCAAAUGACUGUGCCUGCUGAAUGCCAUAGCUCUGCGUCUGUAGUUCCUUGAAAUCUAGUGCAAGAAGAGAGAUUUAUCACAAGAAAACAGUGCUAGUCCUUUCUGUAACAACAUAUCCUACGCUGGCCAAUGAAAUAAAUUUGUGAAAAUAAUUGAGGCAUGCAGGUGAAAAAAAGUAAUUGCCUGCUCUGUAUCAUGUGCGUGUACAUUGUUUACUGUGAAGGACAGUCUGUAUCAUGUUGGUGUAUGAUAUUUACUGUGAAGGACAGGCACAAUUUUCACCCAGUCUCCUGCAUGGAAAAAUGUCGGUAGUCAUAAAAUUUUUUGUAGCGUUUCAUUCGUCUGUAUAAGCGGGUGGGGAAUCAUUGUUACUCAAUAUCUUCUUGACAUUUUUCCGCAGGGAAAUAGAUUUAUGUGAUAGUGUUGCAUUGUUAUUGCACGAUUGUGAAAUGUGGAAAUUUUGGUGCACUGUAUUAGUAGAUCAUAGAUUGAAAUGAAUGUACAAUGUAACUAAAUAAAAUGUAAACCUUUGGUACAAA